CGCCCUCGUCAGCUCCACUCCGGUCGCUCCCUCGCUGGAAGAAGCGAUGGAUCCGGGCCGGCUCUUGCUGGAGGCGGCGAACUGGAGCACCAUCGCGGCGUGCCUGGUGCUCAAGUUGCCCCAGGGAGCCGCCUUGGUGGCCGCCAGAUCCGCCCGAGGAGUCAGCCUGGAAAGUUUAUUGCUGGAGCUCGGCGGUUUCCUUGUUUGCUUGAGAUACAUGAGUUACUACCGUUAUCCUCAACUAACAUAUGUAGAAUAUCCCAUCAUGAUUGUGCAAGAUAUCAUUCUUUGCCUGCUUGUUCUGCAUUUCAAUGGCAAAAUGAAGCAUGCUUUGCCUUACACUGUCAUAUUUGUAGCAGGAUGGUAUGCUAUAACUCUGCAAGAAUGGAUAUUGGACUUGAGUAUGAUCUUGAGCACAGUGGUCAGUGCAGCAAGUAAACUUGCUCAGCUCCGGUGUCUUUGGCAGACGAGAGAUUCUGAACAAGUGAGUGCCACAACUUGGGGAUUAGCCACAUACACCUGUGCAGCAAGAAUAUUUACAACGUUGAUGACUACAAAGGAUUCUACAGUUCUGAUCCGUUUUGUAGUCAUGAUGGCUCUUAAUGUUUGGGUCAUCGCUACUAUAUUGGAAUACCGAAAGGCUAAGAAGCAAGAUUAAGAUGCAGAUCCUGCUCCUUUUUAAAUGACAUGGAUUAAAAUGAGACAUUCCAUUAAAUGAGAGCUAAUGUUUACAUACUGUACAUGUACCUAACAUUCAGUGCCCACAUUUCAAUUACAUUGUGAUGGUUAUACUUAUUGUUUUUUAAAAAAAAAAUAAUUAGAUGAAUGAAGUCUUUCAUUUUAUAUGAGCAGAUUGCAUAACAGACUUCUACAACUGGUUGAGUCUUAUUUGUUGGUUAUCUCCAUGGACAGUCCUACCCUUCUAGUGUGUACACACACCUCAGUAGGACCAACAAUAGUUCAAGCCAACAAAAAACUAAUGUUUUAUAUUGAAUUGCUG
Molecule: messenger RNA, 1000 nt
Organism: Protobothrops mucrosquamatus (brown spotted pit viper)
Lineage: Eukaryota; Metazoa; Chordata; Lepidosauria; Squamata; Viperidae
Product: PQ-loop repeat-containing protein 3-like
Exons: 7
Coding region: 47-658 (203 amino acids)
Source: RefSeq, a predicted model, not a curated record